AUCAAAAAAAUCUGUUCUUGCGAAAAUUGUACACAGAGGUCGUCACAGGUAUUAUUGUUCAUUUAUUUCUGUUCCAGUGUAGAACUGGCUGAAAUGGAGAGAGAGCAAUCAGUCGGGAGCUUCUGGAGAAAGACAGCAUGCUAAAAACAAUGCAGGAGGAAAAGGAAGAGAUGGCUAAAAAGUUAAGAGAGCUUGAGGAGAAUAGAGAGAGAAUGGAAGAGAUCAGAAAGGCAGAGCAGAGAAAUAAUUUGUGAUGUUUCAAUAAUUUGAAAUGCAGAGAGCUCUCGCAGAUUUUAAGCAGGAACAGAUGGAGAGAGAUCGAGAUAUUCAGAUGCUCUUGGAGGAUUUGAUCAGGAUGCUAAAAAAUCUGAAAGAAACUCAGGCUCAAAUAAAUAAAGAGAAAGACACAAAAGCGAGAGAUAGAACAAACAACAAGAAUAAGGUAGUUAUUCUGAAGUCAGGGGAUGUGGAAACCAUGUUUUUUGUAAGCAGAGAGCAGCAGGACAGAGAGGAGGCCGAGCUGGGGGACGAGAGGAUACAAGAGCUUGAGAAGGAAAACCAGAGACAGAAGGAGCUCAGAAAGGUGGAGUUGAAUAAUCUGCAAGAAAACAUGCAGAGAGAAUUUAGGAAUUUAGGAUUAAAGAAAGACCUGGAGGAGAGAGAAAUGGUUCACCUGGUACAAACAGAGGAAUUACUGACAAAGAUAAAGAAUCUGGAGCAAAACCAGUCUCAGAUAGAAGAAGGUCUGUCUGAUGCUAUGAUGGACUCAGAAAAGCAGACUGGAGAGAUGGAGGAGAAAGACAACACGAAGGCAGAAGAGGAUGAGGAGCAACUCAUCCUGAAGGUGCGAGAGCUGGAGGAGAGGAACACUGCACAUCUGCAACACAUCUGUGAGCUCCAGGAUAACAUCACACUCUUUGUGGAACGAGAAAUGAUAGCUGACUCGAUGAUACAGGUCUUAGAGAAAGACAAAGAGGACCAACUGAAAGAGAGAGAGAUCUGGAUGAAGCAGAGGAUGUUAUGGGAGGAGGCAUCAGACAAAGGGGAGGAUGAGAAAAAGCACUUUAAGGAAGAGAGAUGGAAGAAUGAGAGAGAUUUGGAAGGAAAACAAAGAGCACUGGGAGCAAAUGAAGAGGAACUGGCAGAAAGAGAAAAAGGACUGGGAGGAAGUUCGAGCCUCCUGGAUUGAAGAGAGACAGAAGUUUCUGACAGAGAGAACUGCAAUGAGAAGCAUGUACAUUCCCGUGUGGUUUUAGAUUAAGAAGGUUUAUUGUAGGUUUUUUCCUUGUUUAUAAAGCUUCGAUAAAUUUUUCAACUUCACUUGUGCCGUGUUUUUUUUUUCCCUCAAGUAAAAUAGAUAAGAGCUUGAGACAGUGUAAUAACAAUUAUGAAAUUUACACAGAUAUUUUUUAUUCUGAAGGGGAAAAAAAUCCUCCAAUAUGUUCAGUCUGAAUUUGAAUGUACAAUAAAAUUCUUUCUUUCUUUCUUUCUUUCUUUCUUUCUUUCUUUCUUUCUUUCUUUCUUUCUUUCUUUCUUUCUUUCUUUCUUUCUUUCUUUC
Messenger RNA from Tachysurus fulvidraco (yellow catfish), 1558 nucleotides. RefSeq names its product myosin heavy chain, cardiac muscle isoform-like. Bases 272 to 1189 code for a protein of 305 amino acids. The transcript has a single exon. The record is from RefSeq and is a predicted model, not a curated record. Lineage: Eukaryota; Metazoa; Chordata; Actinopteri; Siluriformes; Bagridae.